Molecule: messenger RNA, 225 nt
Organism: Diversispora eburnea
Lineage: Eukaryota; Fungi; Glomeromycota; Glomeromycetes; Diversisporales; Diversisporaceae
Source: the annotation of a GenBank genome assembly
AUGAUUAAUAGUGAUCAUAAUAAGCUUAAUACAUUUGCCUUAACAUCUGCAAAAGAAAUUAUUGAAACUAAAAGAUGGAAAGAAAUAUCAAAUGUGAAUGUCAAUACUAUUGAAAAAUUGGUUACAAAAGAUAGUAUAAAACUAGUAUUUAAUUUUCACUUAAAAUAUGCUCGUUUAUCACAAAAUAAUGAAGAAAGAAUGAAAAAAUUACUAGAAUUAUACUAG